GAGCUGCCUGCAGUUCAAACAUCAAGCUUCAUCAAUAUUUCCCGCAUUUUCCAUUAAGCUUCGAUCCUUUUCAAAAUACCCCAAAACUCCAUUUAAUUUCACUUUACGGUUCAGAUUAUCAUAAAUUAUGGCUUCAGGAUAUGAUAGAGCGUUGUCUGUUUUCAGUCCGGAUGGCCAUGUUUUCCAAGUCGAAUAUGCUCUCGAAGCAGUCAAGAGAGGAACAUGCGCCGUCGGAGUAAAGGGCAAGGAUAUUGUCGUUCUAGGAUGUGAGAAGCGUUCCGCAAUGAAGUUACAAGAUACCCGUAUUACGCCAUCAAAAAUUGGUCUCGUCGAUACCCACGUUUGCCUAGCUUUUGCAGGUCUCAAUGCCGAUGCAAGAAUCUUGGUCGACAAGGCAAGAUUAGAAGCACAGUCACAUCGUCUUACUGUGGAGGAUCCAGUUACAAUAGAGUACAUCACCAAGUAUGUGGCUGGUGUGCAACAAAGAUAUACACAAAGUGGUGGUGUUAGACCGUUUGGUAUUAGUACUUUGAUUGUCGGAUUCGACCCCAACGAUCAGACUCCAAGGUUAUACCAAACAGAGCCAUCUGGAAUCUACUCCGCAUGGAAAGCCAAUGCUAUCGGCAGAUCAAGCAAGACUGUACGAGAAUUCCUAGAGAGAAACCACAAGGAUGAUAUGGAUAGGGAAGCUACUAUCAAAUUGACAAUCAAGUCUUUACUGGAGGUUGUCCAAACUGGAGCGAAGAAUAUUGAGAUUGCUAUCAUGGCACCAGGCAAGCUCAUUGAGAUGUUGCCAGUGGAGGAUAUUGAGAAAUAUGUGAAGGAUAUUGAGCAAGAGAAAUCUGAGGAGGCUGCUAAGAAGAAGGGUGGUCGUUCGGGAGGCACCACUUCAAUCUUGGCGAGAGGACCUGACGAUGCUGCUGCCCAAUAAGUGGAUUGAUAUUUAUGACUUUCUGCACUUCAUAGAGCCUCUGUAAUAUAGCAAUGAGCGACGAAAUGACACAGCUUUGAUGCUUCUGA
Molecule: messenger RNA, 1020 nt
Organism: Botrytis cinerea B05.10
Lineage: Eukaryota; Fungi; Ascomycota; Leotiomycetes; Helotiales; Sclerotiniaceae
Gene: Bcpre6
Product: Bcpre6
Exons: 5
Coding region: 128-931 (267 amino acids)
Biological process (GO): ubiquitin-dependent protein catabolic process
Cellular component (GO): proteasome core complex, alpha-subunit complex; proteasome core complex; nucleus
Source: RefSeq, a predicted model, not a curated record